Messenger RNA from Ostreobium quekettii, 516 nucleotides. The record is from the annotation of a GenBank genome assembly. NCBI's taxonomy places the organism in Eukaryota, Viridiplantae, Chlorophyta, Ulvophyceae, Bryopsidales, Ostreobiaceae.
AUGGCCGACAGCUCAUCACAGCCAACAGGGUCUGGGAGCAGUUCCACCAUUCACGGCAUCACAGAAAGCCUGAGGGGUCUGAAUCAGGAAUACAACGACAUCAACAGCGGAGCCAUAACCCGGCAGAAGUCAACUGCACAUGCUGGGGUGUCUUCUAGGUGGAGGCGGAGCCAGACAGGGCUUGGCAAAGGUGCCAAAGAGGUGGAUACCAUGAUCCACCGGUACUUCUCUCCAGCACUUUCACUCGGGAUAACCCAGGAAGAGGCAACAAGGCCAUCAAAAGCUGGGCCAACAUCACCACAGGGCCGAGAGACAGAUGAAGAGGCCAGCACACGUGCGUCUGCCUCGCCCAUUUGCCGGUCCCUGGAUGCAGAAUACAUGAGCCCAGAGCAUUGCCAAUCCAUUCUUAGGGAAGUGCGGGUUCUCCGUGAAGAUGCGAAUCGAAUGGUGGCAUGUAUGGGGAAAGCCACAAGAUCGAGUGCUGAGACACGGGGAUCGAAACGGCGGGCGCCUUAA